This is a messenger RNA of Podarcis lilfordi (Lilford's wall lizard), 13543 nucleotides long. NCBI's taxonomy places the organism in Eukaryota, Metazoa, Chordata, Lepidosauria, Squamata, Lacertidae. The record is from the annotation of a GenBank genome assembly.
CCCCCAUACGAGCAACGUGCCAUUUGCAGUCCCAGCUGCUCCGCGAGGGGAGCGCGCUGCUGCGCAUGCUCCUCGCGGAGUACCUCUGGGGCUUGUAGUCCUUCGCGGCCAGCCGCAUUUCUUGCCGCGUCUUGGUGGAAAGGGAAAGGGAGGCACGCUUGGCACGUACGCCCAAGUAGGCGCGCCCGCCCGCUUCUUUCGGAGGAGGAGGAGGAAGGCGCGCGUGGGUGACCCGGAUGCAAAACUGCGCCUCGUUUCCUGAGAGCGGGACGGUAGAAAAACUCAACUUUGGCGGGUGAGGAAGGUGGCUGCGCAGCGGGGCCGCUCGCAGGGUCUGAGGUUCGGGGCGGAGAGGCGUCGGCGGCGUCCUCGUGGCCGGGCAGAGUUAGGCGCGCUGUGCCGGGCGUAAGUUUGGGCCUACGCCGUCGCCGCCUCCUCGCACCGCUUCGUUUUUCUGAGGCCUUACAGGAGAAACGGUCGGUGGUGGGGGAGGGGAAGAGUUGUGGCUAUUUGAAUAAUAAUAACGGGCCUCUUUCUCGCCUCUCCCUUCAUCCUGGUGUGUGAGAGGCCUCUGGAAUCGGGGGCGGGAGGUUUCCACGCAAUGGGACCCGCGAAGGGAGCGCCUGUAGCUGUUGGGCCCGACAGCCCUGCGUUGCGGGGCCCGUAGUUUUUGCUCGCGCUCACAGUGCGCUCCGGAGCUGCGGUUUCUAACCCUCGGUUCAGAGCGAAGUGAAGGGCUGCUUACUUCUGCUUUGGCCUGGUUCCCAGGAAACUUAGGCAGUCUUCAGUCUGAACGUGAUUUUUGCUGGGAGUUAUCUCCUUGAGCACAGCGGGCCUCCCCCCCCGCCCUUUUCGAGUAGGCGUGCAUGGCAUUGUUUGGGGUGUGGAGGUGGUCGUUCCCUUUCAUGGCAAACUCAACUGAGGGGCGCUCGCGGGAUUGUAGACAAAACGGACCACCGAAACAAAAAGAGAUGAGCAGCCUCAGGGAACCCCCAAGUUUGCAGGCAUACAAAAAUUAAUAAAUAGGAGUUUGUAUGGAAGUUAUGGUCAACCUCCCCCAGCUGCCCAGUGGUCACAAUAAUACUAGGUGGGGGACACAGUAAUGGAAUAGACCAUAUUGGAAGAUAGCAAAAUACACAAGAGAGCAUAAUAAUACGUAUUGCUAAACAGCCUGUUUGUCUUGGCCAAGGGCUUUGUGGGAAGAAGUUUGGAUUGCUGAGAUAGAUGCUUUAAGUACAGUAGAUAUUUCCAUCAACUAUUUUAGUUUUCUCAUGGAAAAUGUAAAUGCCACCUUGAGUCUUUGUUUUUCAACUUUGCCUUUGUCUUUGUCUUGAGUCUUUGUCUUUCGACAAAGAGGCUCAAUACACAAAUGAUUUUUAUAUAUAUAUAUAAAAAGAUUUAAACAUCUUGGGAUUCAAAAUCAAGUUAGGCACAAAUGAGCACGUUUUAGCAUUCCAAUUUUAAACAUAACAAGAACUCCAUUUAACAUUCAGUGUAAAACCUUGACCACAUCCGGUUUAUCAAUUAUAUCAAUUAUAACAGAGUGGGGGGUCUGAAGACUUGUCUUACAACAGAAAAAAUAUAACUUUCUGUUUGCAGAUAUUUAUAACACAAUAAUAUUUAUUGGAAGCAUGGCUGAGUUACUAGACAGCGGAAAGAAAAAAAGAAAGAAAUUUGAAGAAGCUGAUAGCGCAACUGCUAAGGACUCAAAGGCUGAUUCCUCUAUCAUAGCAAAUGAUGGUAAAACUUCUAGUACAUGUGAUGAAGAUAAGGGAGAUGGGAGUGCUCUUGAUGACAAAAGACUGAAAAAGAUGAAAUUUGAAUCUGAAUCUGAAGAGGUUCCUGCAGAUAAAAUGGUGAGUGUUUCAAACAGCAAUUUUGAAGCAUUUUUCUCUUUUAAGCAUUUGUGCACUGUAGGCAGAAAAUGUCUGUUUAGUUGUAACACACAUUGAUCAAGGUCAUCAACUAUAUAUACAGAUUGAACUAAGGAAUUUUUCUUACAUACCAACAUGACUCUCUUUCCACAGGCUAGUGUUGCUGACACAGCCAGUUUGGGGGUUCCAGAAGCUGGAAAGAACUUGGUUGAAGAAGCAAAGAGAGAUGCUUCCCCAGACCUAGAGAUAAAGCCUGCUGUCACGGUGGAAGAAAAUAAAGCAGCAAUAAAUAAAGAAUAUUGUGACACAACUGAAAAGGGAGAUGUCAGUGCUGUGGACAGCAGGAGAGCAAGAAAAAGAAGAGGGGAUCCUGAUCUUGACCAAAGCCCAACAAAGAAAAGAGUAAGUGUUUCCAUAGCAGUUCAGUCUUUAUUCUUGAACUGUAGCAGCACUAAUAGGAAAAAAAAUAGCUACUCUUUAUUUCCUUAAUCCAGGGAUGUGUUUCCUUAUUCCUCUGGAUGUUUUUGGACUACAGUUUCCAUAGUCCCUUAUUGGCUAUGCUUGGGGCUGAAGGGAGUUGGAGUCCAACAUCAUCUAAUGGGUCACAGGCUUCCUACAGACUUCGUCUUUGUUUGCAUUCAUGUGUCAUGACAAAACAAAGUCAAAUGGCUCCUGCUUGGCUCUUCCUGGUACAAGAAACAAAUUGUGACUCCCGACUUAGCAUUACAUCUGAGCUGACUAUCUUAUUCUUGCUGUAUGGAUUGCAUGUGAAGCUAAGGUUUGAUAGGUUGUAAUGCUAAACCAAGGAUUCAUAAUUCUUUGAUCACACGGAUGGAGAGUAAAGCAGGAGCAAUCUUUAUGUUCACAAUAAAUCAUUAAAUUUGUCUUAAUAGCAUGCAGACUGAACAUAUGGAUGAUCUCCUGUUAAGACUGCUUGCUUGCAUGAUUGGACUUGCAGUUUCUCUUCUUGGUUCUCCAGCUGGGUAUCUACAAGUUCUAAAACAGAUUUUGGAAAGGUUCCUCCAACCCUUGGGAGCAGAUUUUGGGAGCGCACCCAGCAGGAAGUGGGUGAAAGGAAAAGUUUCACUGCAUAGGUCAACUCCUGCUUGUGCUACAUUGGAUCUCGCCCUAUGUGCUGUUUAAUCUUAGGAAUUUUGUAUGAAACAGUACUUUUAUAUGUUUAUUCCUAAAAAAAAAUCCUUCUGGGUGGGGUAGGAAGCUGGAAAAAGCUGGACAGAGUUCAAGGUAAUCUAAUUAGUUGCAUGAGACAUGCUAUUAUUUAAGUUACAGUAUUUCUAAGGUUUUUUAAGUACAAUAAUUUGUUGAUCAUCUAGUAACGUUCUUAUUUACCAAGUGAUUUCAUUCUAGAUUUCUACAUCAAAACCAGAUACUCUACCUACAAAUCAGUGGUGGUGGUGUUUUAUGUUUGCAUAAAGCUUAUUUUUUUGUACUGUUCAUAGUGCAUAAUGUGCUGUUCAUAGCACAUAAUGCUACCACUAAGUAGCAAAUGAAUGCAUAUAAAGCCUCAUAUUUUUCACUUUAUCUUUUAUUUGAUGUUCUUGUGCAGCAUACUGAAACUGUAGCAGCACAUUAUAAUAAGCUUGAAGAAGUUGGAUUGGAACAGCGUAGUAUGAGUCGCAUUUUCUAUCUUCGGAAUUUUAACAACUGGAUAAAGAGUGUGCUCAUUGGUAUGGCUAUAUAUUUUGAAAUAUAUAUAUUUCUAGUGUAUUCAUAUUUUCAGAUGCUACUUUGUUGGGAUUGAAGAAAAAUCUACAUUAGUACAGUUAGGUAUGGUGGGUCAGAUCUUGCACUUGAUUUUUGAAUCCCAAAUAUGAAACCUAAUAUCUAAAGCAAAAGAACCAUUAUAAUGUUAACACGUUUACUCUGUACAGUGCUCCUUAAUGUAAUACUAAUUUAUUGUUUGAGUGAUUUGAGUGAAUUCUAUGAUUGAGUGUUGGACUAGGGCCUGGAGUUUACUGGAUGAUAUUGAGCUAGUCACUUUCUCUAAGCUUAACCUGCCUCACAGUGUUGUUAGGAUAAAAUGAAGAAAACCGUGGCUGUCACCUUGAGAUGGCAUAUGAAUGUAGUAAUAAAUAAAAUAAUUACACUAUAUUUAGAUAUGUAUUUCCUACAUCUAUUGGGGUCUCUGGCUCUCAGUUUUAAGUGCUAUGAACUUGUAAUUGCAAAAUUAUUGUGAGCUAAACUACAAUAUUUUUUCUUUAAGAGAUAACAAAAAAUAGAUGCCAAACCUAUACAUUUACCUGGGAAUAAGUUCCAGUGAAUUCAGCAGAACUUAUUUCUGAAUAGGCAUGCAUAGGAUAGUAUUGUAAAUGCCUUUUCCAUGCUUACAUUUUAAAUUUAUCUCAGACAAAUGAAUUUCCUUUGCUUUUAGUGGAGUGCAACUUUUUGUUUAAGUUACUCAUGAGAUGGUAAAACUCCCAGAAUUACAAAAGGAAAUGCACAAUAGAUGUAUUUUUUUAUUUAUGCUAAAGAUUUUAUGUGUCUUUUCUUUCCUAGGUGAAUUCCUUGAGAGGGUGCGGCAAAGAAAGCAAAGCAUUGCAGUUUUAGACUUGGGAUGUGGCAAAGGUGGGGACUUGCUAAAAUGGAGAAAAGGCAGAAUUAGUAGGCUUGUGUGUACAGGUAAGAAGGCAAAUUUGAUAUGGGUUUAUUAUUCAUAAAACUCAAUUUUUUAGCAACUAAAAAUUCACAUUGGAAGCCAAGUUUCUUCCGGUAUAUGGGUACCUCCAUAGAAGAGUCCUUCUGCUUGCCUGAACCUACCAGCCUUGCCAUGGUAAGGAUACAUGGAACAGGGACUUCGUGGAUUAUCUUAAGGGUUUGGCAGUUUCAUUUUGUUCUGUAUCUUCUUCACAAGGAACUUGAUUUAAACACUGAAUCACUUAAUAUUUGGAAAUGCAUAAACUGUUAUUUCAGUUCCAACUAUUUAGCAGAACUGGUCUGCAAUGCCAUUAGCCAGGCUUUGCCAACCUGUUGCCCUAAGAAUAUUAGAUAUGCAUUUCCAAUUAGGCCUAAUCAGCAUAGGAUGAUGGAAAUUGUAGUUCAAUAGCAUAUGGAGGGCCACAUGUUCAGCGUUGAUGCCAUAUAUGGUAUAUGAUAUAUCAUAUGUCAUCUGCUUACGUUGAAAAACUCUGCAAUUGUCUUUAAUUUAGCUGUUAGCAUUCCAGUACUGUAUUUUCAUAGCAAGUUACAAAAAGUUAUACAGAAACAAUAACAAACAGAAUGUCCCCUCCAUCCCUUACCAAUUUGCUCUGUCUCUAUGCUAGAUACGCAUUUCAUGGCUUGACCUUUGGAAGUUGCUAUUUCAUUUAAUGUGAUUGCAGCUUGAAUUCUUCAUUGUUUUGGCUUGAGCUGCUUGUCCUUUUUAAGUUCAGGUAUUUUACAAUUAUUAUAUCCUGUGGUAUGGCAAGCGCUAUUUUUAGUAAAAAUUCACUCUGCAAAUUACUUAAUUGAGAUGGCUCCUGGGGUUGUCUUCAGAUUUAAUGUAAAACUUUAUCUGUGAAGGCAUCUACUCAAAUAGCUUGCUGAGAGUUCUUUAAUUCUGAAAGACGAGGUUGCAGUGUUAAGAGUGGUUUUCAACUCUUUUGUUCAGAUAUGGUUGUUUAUUGCUUUCAGGAAUACUUUUCUGCAGCUAUUCAAAAGUCUAAAUUAGGGUUUUCCAAGGCUGUCACCCCUUAUAUUUGUAUUCACUGCCUGCUUAGUAUAGCUGACAUGGUUACUUCCUUUAGCUCACUAACAAUAAAUGGUAAAAAGCAAUCCCAGUAUUGACCUAGAGAUGGCAGCACAGCCUCUUUUUUGUUUUCAAAAACGUGUAAAUAGUUGUGUUAGGUAAGCAUUCUUAAAAAGUUUUUUAUGGUCAGAAUAAAAUUACUGAUAGUCAUUUUCUUCACAGCAUUAAGAAUUCAAAUUGAAAGUUGUCAUGUUACAAAAAGUAGUGUACUAAAUCAUUUUUUUUUAAAUUAAAAACUUUUGAGUUAAGCCAAGAAUGUGACACAGCUCUAGUUUUAAGAAAAAUACACAUCUCUUCCUCAUGUAAAUAUUUAAUAUUAAAUUAUGAAAUCUUUUUGCACAUAAGGUGCAAAUGCUUUUCUUUGCUUCCUAAGUGUUUUGGUUCUGUACAGUGAUUUUUUAGCAUACCCUAUGCAGAUCUCUGAGUAGUUGUGAUAAGCAGUUGCCAAAUAAAAUACUUUUAGCCUUCAAUUAUAUACUUGCCUUCUCCUGCUUUACAGCUUUCUGAAGAGUUUUUUGAUUAUGCGUUUUUUAAAAAUAGAUAUUGCUGAUGUUUCCGUACAACAGUGUGAAUCGCGGUACUAUGAUAUGAAAAACCGUGGUCGUCAAAAUGAGAGAAUAUUUAGUGCAGAAUUUAUAACUGCUGACAGCACAAAGGUAUAGUUAUUCCAUGUUUUUUAAAAUUAAUGGUGGGUGUCUAAAAUGUAAAUGAAGGGAAAGGUUAGAAAACAAAUGUGCAGAAGUAAACCAGCCAUUGCAUUAUUUUCUACAUGAUUGCAUAGUUAAAAGACAAGGUCUGCAUGAAAGUAUUACUUCUUUGAUAGGGUCACUUUAUCAGGAACUCUAAAUAAGUUAGUGUAACUAUUCUUUUAUGUGCUGUAGUGCAGAUUUUUGCCUAAAAAUAAUUUAUCUCCAAUAUUGGUGUUUUCUUUCCAGCAAGAAAUACUUUUAGUUUUAGUUUUUAGUUCCUAACAUUGGAGAUAGGAAAAUAUAAUGGGUUGCGGUGAUUUAACUUGCAGGUAGUCAGUUGAAAAGAGCAGAAAAAUAAUCAGACGACUUUAGGUUUGUGCCUCCUAGAUUAAAAAACUGUGUUUUUGUGGUAAGCGUACUGGAACAAUGCAAUUGUUUUCCCGUCCCAAUUUUUUCCUAACAGCAAAAAUAAACAAUUCUCUUCUGUUUGUCUUAGGAACUUCUCUCCAAAAAGUACAAUGAUCGAAACAUCCACUUUGACAUUUGCAGUUGUCAAUUUGUGUAUCAUUAUUCUUUUGAGACAUAUGAACAAGCUGAUAUGAUGCUUAGAAAUGCCUGUGAAAGACUUUGCCAUGGAGGAUAUUUUAUUGGCACAACUCCAGAUAGCUAUGAACUUGUGUAAGUAUGUAUGAAUGAUGUUUUUAGAUAAUAAUUGGGGGUGGAUACUUUUUAGACUUCGUGUAGCAUAUUUACACAUGUAAGCUUGUUGAGGACUCUUGGAAGAACUAAUGUACUGAUACAUUAGAAUAGCACAGUCACCCACCUUAUACACCUGCAAGUGUUUGUUAGGUCUGUUGUCUGCAGUUUUUCCACACUUUCCAUCCCACACCUGCCUCAAAAUACAACAGUUAGGACAUGAAAAGGAAUAAACUUUCUCCAUAGGUUUUGCCAGACUGUAGCCACAAAGAAAGUCUGGCGUCCUCAAGAAAAUUCCAGGCCCUCUCCUUGAAUUUCCAUCUUUUGUCUGCAAUAAGUCUGGAGAUUUUAUUCUACUAUCUAAUAAUUCACUUGCCAGCAAAUGCAAAGGCCCCUGACUACCUAGUCCAGAUAUAUGCAGUUUAGCUAGAUGUGCAUUCUGGAAGGCAGGGCAGAGUAUCUUGGUCUGCCAUAAAUAUUGGCCAGUUGUACCUCUGGUUACGUACUUAAUUCGUUCUGGAGGUCCGUUCUUAACCUGAAACUGUUCUUAACCUGAAGCAUCACUUUAGCUAAUGGGGCCUCCUGCUGCUGCGCCGCCGGAGGAGCAUGAUUUCUGUUCUCAUCCUGAAGUAAAGUUCUUAACCCAAGGUACUAUUUCUGGGUUAGCGGAGUCUGUAACCUGAAGCGUAUGUAACCCAAGGUACCACUGUAUUAUCAUAAGUCAGCUGAAGAAGGCCAGCAACCUCACUGGUGCAGUUAAAAGCAAGAUUAUCUGACUGGCCCAAAUAUUUGGUUAAUCUUUUUUUCCAGUUAUUUAAAUUCAUAAAAAUGAAUCAGGGAGAUACAUAUUACUGAAGUUAUAUUAUAUACAGGAAGUUAAUAUAUUGCUCUAAAUAGUCCUGGGAUAGGAUUUUAUCAUUGUUUUACUGUAUCUGACUUCAUUAGUGAGGUUAGAGAUAUGUAAACAGGCCCAUACUGUUGUGUUAUGUUUCAACAAAAGAGUUAGACGGUUUUGUGGGUUUUUAAUUCCAUGUCGACUUUUAUUAUGCUGUCAUAGAAAGCGCCUUGAAGCUUCAGAAACAGACUCUUUUGGGAAUGAAAUAUACACAGUGAAGUUUCAGAAGAAAGGAGAUUACCCCCUGUUUGGCUGCAAGUAUGAUUUUAACCUGGAAGGAGUGGUUAAUGUGCCAGAGUUCCUGGUCUAUUUUCCAUUGCUGGUAGAGUAAGUUUUUAUGUUUUACCUUUUAUUGUGUGUGUGUGUAAAUGAAAAAUGGUUGCUAGAGGAGUGCUAUGUCAGCUUUUAGCCACUUGAGCUAAAAUGUGGUAAUUUGGAGGUUGGUCCAUCAUAUCCUAGAUAUUUGAACAAAAUCUGACAUGCCCUCCCUUUUAACCGCCUUCCUUUUUCUUGGCAUCUUGUUAAAGCCAUGAUACUUGGUUCUACAGGGCCAUGGUAUCCAGUUUUGUCUUCUAUACUGCAUAGCUGUUUUGCUUCCUUUCUGUGCCAGGUUCCCUCUUCUCCCCUGCUUAUUAUUUCCACUAUAAUGGUUGUUUUCUGGUCUGUGUUUACUAAGGCACACCUGAACCUAUUAAAAGUGUAUCCAUAGCUUGGAUACAUUGCCACAGUCCACAUUGUACUUCAAGGACAUGAUCUAUAUAAGUAUGCAUUGGUGCUAAUGCCUAAGCAUUUCAUAACUAACUUAUAAUAUUGAAUAUCUAACCCCCUGAGCUGCAGUUCCAGGGUGUGGUUGCUGUUAUAGUUGGGCAUCAGUAGGUGUAUGCAUGCUGUACUGUGUAUGUAUAUAUGAUAAUACAUACGUAUUUUAAAUGUACAGUACUGUUACUAGUUUUUUUAAAAAAAACAUGUUCACAUUAAGUAGUGGUGAAUUUAGAUGAGUUGCAAUGUUUCUUAUGAUCUUGUAUUGUGACACAGAAGUAGUUUUUGGAAAUUUGAAUGAUGCUUUGAUGAUCACUCAUAAUUUGUGUUUUGUGCUAAUUAAGCAUUUAUAUUUCUAACAAAAUUUAUUUUUCCUAGAAUGGCCAAGAAGUAUGGCAUGAAACUAGUCUACAAAAAGACUUUCCGGGAGUUUUACGAAGAAAAGGUUAAGAAUGAAGAACAUAAAAUUCUUUUGCAGCAAAUGCUGGCAUUGGAGGUUAGUUUUCAAAUGCAUAUAGACAGAUUUGUUCUAAUUGUCAGCCUUGUCAAUUGUUGCAUUGCUUUUUGAUAAACACUGUGCAGUAAUUCUAAGACAAGUUAAUUUAUAUGUUUACUUAGGCUAUACUAGUUAUCCAUCUUACAUUGCAUUUGAAUGGGAUUGUGUUAGGUAUGCUUUAUUUCACGUACCAUCAUAUCUUGGUGUGUUCUGUCAAUGUACAAUCAGUGUGCAGACAAUUACACUGCAGUUACAUUUCUCAUUUAUUAUAAACAUGCUCACUUGGAAGUGUCUUUUUGAUAAUCUGUAGAACAUAAUUCCAAGUUAAUGUACUGUACUUUGAAUUCCUCCAUUUCAAAACUUUCGGUUCAUUGUAGUGCUAAUGGCCUACUUCUGCAAUAAAUAACAAUAAUUAAAUCAUGAUCAUUAGAAAUCUAAAGGAUCUUGUAUUGCUACAAGUGUUGGGCAUGUUACUAAGAGAUUAUAUGAUAGCUAUCUUCAAAUUCAGUGGUACCUCAGUUUUCGAACGUCUUGGAAAUCGAACGGUUCAGUUUUUGAACGCCAAAAACCCGAAAGUAAAUGCUUCUGUUUUCAAACGCACCUCGGAAGUUGAGCAGCUUCCACUGAGGUACCACUGUAUUUUACUCAAUUUUCUCUUUAAAUUUGCAGACUGCCCUUUGUGCCUUGGUUUUUGAAUGUUUCGGAAGUCGAACGGUCUUCCGGAAUGGAUUACAUUUGAAAACCGAGGUUUCACUGUAUCUAAAUGGAAGAUAGAGAAAGCUUGUUUUCUACUGCUCCAGUGGGUAGGACCAGAACCAAUGGAUUAAAAUUACAAGAAAGAAAAUUUCUGACUAAACAUUAGGAAGAACACUCUAGUAGAAUGAGCUGCCGAGGUUUUUAAACAGAUGUUGGAUGGCCAUCCAUCAGUGAUUCUUUCGCUGUGAACUAGAUGAUUUGUAUGAAUCUGUGUCUUACACAUCCCAGGCUGUGGUCUGAGGACACUCGUUUCAGAAGCUAAGCAGGUCUGGAUCAGGCCAUUGCAUGGAGCAUGCUUAGGACCCUAUGAGUUUCAUCAUACAAUAAAUCAGAGCUAUAAAUGUGGAAUGCAAGGUGACAGUGUUGGUGACACAGAAUACAUCUUUCAUUGGGUCAACUACUAAAUAGUAUUUGGGGGCUUACAGUUGGAGCUAUUAUGACUGGGUAUAAGUACCUCAUUUCUUUGUCAUUGUUAGCUCAAGGGCAAAGUAGGCAUCAGUACAGACAUCUGUAUAAUCUGUUUUUUUCAGAAAUACCCUGCUGAUGAAAGUUCCAGGCUGGUCUCAAAUAAAAAAGAGGACUAUGAGCAUGCAGAAAUGCUGAAGAAUGGUGGGAAAGCCAAGUUACCCCUUGUAAGUAUCAAGUAUCCAGUCUCUGGAGCAGAUCAGGCUGCUUUGCAGCCCACUCUUUGCCUUCUGUGUUUCAACACUUGGCAAAGCUUAUGCAUGUUGGGUUGGGUCCAUGGAACUGAAAAACUCAGGAUAGUGCCCUGAAAAUCAUUGAUGGCCAUGUGCUAAGUGGAAAAGAGCAUACCUUCCUGAUAGCGCCAUUGUGAAGCAAGAAGUAGUGACAAAUGCUGGCCACCAAUGGUGCUGCUGGAUUUCUGUUCUUUUGUUUCUGCAGAAUUAUGAAACUUCUAUUGCCGUUCUAAUGCGCUUGAGUACUAGUCUCUCUGGGCAUUAGAGCAGCUGCAGGGAGGCCUGUGCAGGAAGUGUCCUCUCAUUGUUGCUUUGAAAGUUUUCAGCCUUGAAAGGAGAAGGAAAUGUGCUAUAUUCCCUUUUGUUUGGCAUCUGAACUUUGGCAAUUACAGCAGACUUAUUUCUGAAGAGAUAGUCAUAAUCUAUGGUGCUCAAAAUCGUAUAGUAUCAGCUUUGCAAAUUAAUCUAUAAAAGCUAUUAACAUAUAACUUUACUAGACAGCCUGCCCACCACAUACUAAUGCAAGUCAUUUGCAUCCUUAAAAUAAAAGAGAAACUGCUUGAUUACAAAAACUCAUGUGUCUCCUUCCCUGAAUGUGCAAUCAGGCAUAGCUAAGUACAUAAUAAACCUGCCCCUUUACAGUGAGAUACUUCAACUCACUGGUUGAUCACCUUCUAAAUGUGCUAACAGAUCUUUCCCUUUCAUUGAGAAUACUGAAGUAUAGUGGCGCAUGUUUUGGCUUUCUGAAAUCUGAAACUAUUAUUGAUAUCUGAAGCCUUAAAAUAUUGCAGCAGGAAGGAACAGUUUGUCCCUGGAGAGAGAGAGAGAGAGAUUCCUGCUAAUUGCUUAAAAUGUAUACAAUAAUUUGCUGUCUGUAAAUGUGACAUUUUCUUUCUUUCAAGGGAACCCUGAGUAAAUCUGAAUGGGAGGCAACAAGUACGUACUAUAACUGAUGUUUAAAUAUUACUAUAAUAGUUCAGUAUUGUAUUUUAUUCCCCCAAACCUGUUCUAUAGCUGUCAGGCUAGUUUGUUUUUAAAAUGUAAGAAUUUCUCCAGCAGGACCUUUUUAUGAGGGUAUCUGCUAAGUACAGAGUUUUCAGGAAAAACGGGCGAUACAUAGCUGCUAUGUAAAAAUGCCUCUAGAUCACAACUUCAUUCAGCUCAAGUACAUCACAAAGUAAAUUUAGUAGCAAAAUUGUUAGGUAACCAAGAUUUGUUCUUGGCUGUAGAGCUUGUGGUAAGCGAGGCUAGAGUUUAACCACAAGCCCCAGUUCAGAUGACAUGGUAAGCCAAAUGUUGGUUUAGCUGCUAUGGGAGCACAAAGGACCAGACAGGUGUUGGAGUGACUACAACUUCCUCUCUGGGAAUCUGCAGUUUGGUGAUUUGGCUUACCAUGGUGUGUGAACCAGGCCAGUAUUUUUUCUAUUACGUAUAGCCAGACAGCUUUGGUGCUAUAAUUUUUUUGCUUGCCUUUUGGUUUUGGAUGCUCAUAAUAGCUGUCAGAGCUCUUAUAAACAGAGCCGUGCCCUGUGUCUGGCCAAAUACCGAACCAAAUUGGGUUGACCCAGAAUUCGGCUGGAUCACGUUUGGGGCAGCCCCAAAUCAUUCCGAGUUGGAUCAGGUCCACCUAAAGUGAAGUGGUCUUGGCAGUAAGGAGAGAGACGGGAGAAGGAGAACUGCAGGCAUCCUGCAUGUGUCUUCUUUCCCCCUCCCAACUGAAUGUUUAAUUAGGAUUUAAACCCCCGCCCAACCACCUGAAUGUGCAAGGCCCUUGCAUCAGUUGAUAGGCUGUAUCUGAGUGAGGUUGGUGGAAUGGGUCAGAUUGGGAGCAAUCCAAAGCCCAGGAGCACCACUGGAACUCAAGGCCCUAGCACCAGUGGCCUCAGAUUGGCAACCCUUGCUCUAAGCUCUAUUAGAUGGUUAUAUGUUGUCAGAUUUGGUUGUUUAUGAACAGAAAUCUUUGAAACAGGAGGUUAAUGCUUUCUUUUUCCAUUUUUUUCCAGGUAUAUAUUUGAUUUUUGCCUUUGAAAAGCAGCAGUAAAAGAAGGCCACAAAAACACAAUUGAAGUGAUCUAGCAUCCAAAGUGACAGCUAUUUUAUAUUUUUAUGUUUAAAAGUGUGCAGGACACAACCAAAUUGGGCAAGCUUACCUAUGGUUUAUGGUUGACUGUCUGUGACAGAUGGAAUUUUGUUUUGUGUGUCUGUCUAUACACACAUACACACACAAUAUGAUUUUUUUGUUUGGGGGGAUGAUUGGGUUCUUACUUUUAACAAAGGAUACAUUUCCUGAAAUACUUAGUUUGCGUUCAGAUGCAUUGGUUCAUUACUGACUGCUUAUAAACUUACAGCAUGACAGUGAUCACAGGAUGAAGAAAUUAUAAUGUAUCUUCCAUCCAGAUGGUAAUCCAGCUGUUGCCAUACUCUUUCAAUACCUUGACAAGCCAAGGUAGUAAGGGUCUUGGUAAUUUAUUGCUCUACAUGCUGUUUAAGCUGCCCCCAAGUUUUGAAGUGUUCAUCAUGCAACAAGUGUUUAUUUGAAAUCGCCUGUUCUGCUUCACAAAGUUGCAGACAAGCAAAUUAGUAAAUAUCAGCUGAAUUCAGAACCACUGCACUCCUUGGAAAAAUAGCUGCCUCCAUUCCAGAGCUAUGUAACUGGGUGUCUCCUUUUAGAGGAGAAACCUUUGUCAACCAGUUUAAGUGAAUGACGAUGUGCUUGCAUGCAUGUGAGCUCUGUGCAUCAGAAUGCCAGACAUCAUUCAUUGGUUGGGCUUUUUAUCGCCACUCCACAGUGCAGUAUUUUCAGUGUUAAAUAAUUGUGGUUGAUGUGUCAGAUGGGGAAGUAUUUGGAGGAACACGAAUUUUGUUGUUUGUGCUCAUUGGUGUGUAAUUUUUCAUAGUAUGUGAUCAAGAUUAAAUAGAAUUCUGUUCUGUACAA